AUGAUGAUGUUCUCGAAGAUAUUCGCAGGCCUGACAGCCUUGGCUACUGUGGUCAGCGCUCAGAGCACGGAAGACUCCGACUCGGCUACGUCCAGCACACCGGCAAGUAGGACUGCCUCGGCUACGUCCUCAUCGACCUCCGCCGCAAACACGCUUGACGUUGCUGUGGGCGCAGAAGGCCACAAGUUCACCCCACAAGUCACAAACGCUUCCGUUGGCGAUAUCAUUCGGUUCAGAUUUUAUCCAACAGGGCAUUCAGUCGUCCGGGCGGAAUACAGGUAUCCAUGUAUACCCUACGAAUAUACCGGCGCGAACAAGGUCGGCUUCUUCUCUGGCUUCGAGAAUGUUGCCACAAUCACCAAUGAUGGCCCUACUUUCGAAGUCAGGGUGAACGACACUGCUCCCAUCUGGUUUUACUGCGCAGCACCAGGAUCGUGCAUUGAUAACUGGAUGAUCGGCGUCAUCAACCCCAAUGAUACACAGACUCUGGACGUCCAGCUUGCAUACACAAAGAACACAACCACCCAGAUGGUACCAGGCGACCCCUUACCUUCUGAAACUGCUGCUGGCACCGCGGGUGCAACACCAACAUCAGGCUCAUCGUCCGGGUCCGGCAGUCAUUCUCAUUCCAGCCCACCACUCAGCGCUGGAGCUAUUGCGGGUAUCGCCAUCGGUGGAGCAGUGGUGCUCCUCAUAGCAGCGACACUCCUCUAUUUGUGUGGCCGAAGAGGGGGACUGGACAAGGCAUACAACCGACAGAGCAGGCAUGCUAUGGCUCCGGCGCCCAUAAGCGAAGUGAAAUAUAACCCCGGCGCAAAGAGUCCCGGCCAAGAGACAUUCGCAACAACGGCUUACUCCGUCACUCCUUCGAACGAUCCAUAUCAACAGCAUCAAGGGCACGGCGUGCCGCAAGGCCUGCCAGGAUAUUCCGUACACAGUGGGAGCCCACCGCCGAUGAGCGUACACUCCCAGAACUCGUAUCAGCAUUUCGGGGGCCAACCGGGCAUGGGAACUCCAUACGCGCAGGGCUCGGACAGCGGAGGUGGAUUAUUCAAUGUGCCACAGCGCCACGGCACGCCGGGACCACCUCAGCAGCAGCAGAACCCACAAGCUCCCCCGGUUGAGCUGCCGACGUCGCCCUCGGCCACGCAGGGCUACGCAGCGACGCGGACGUUUAGUUGGGCAACGGGUGGCGAGGGCACGAACCACCGAUCGAGCAGGCCUUCAUGA
Molecule: messenger RNA, 1230 nt
Organism: Diaporthe citri
Lineage: Eukaryota; Fungi; Ascomycota; Sordariomycetes; Diaporthales; Diaporthaceae
Exons: 6
Coding region: 1-1230 (409 amino acids)
Source: RefSeq, a predicted model, not a curated record